Molecule: messenger RNA, 1320 nt
Organism: Bipolaris sorokiniana ND90Pr
Lineage: Eukaryota; Fungi; Ascomycota; Dothideomycetes; Pleosporales; Pleosporaceae
Exons: 2
Coding region: 1-1320 (439 amino acids)
Molecular function (GO): carbon-sulfur lyase activity
Source: RefSeq, a predicted model, not a curated record
AUGACGGGCGAGCGACAAGCAGCAGAUGCUAUUCGAUUUUAUGAUUCGAAAUCAUGGGAUUACGACGCGACAUGGCAUAACGACUUUACCAAACGGUUCAUAUCCUAUCUGGACAUACAACCUGGGCAGCAUGUACUGGACCUCGCAUGCGGAACUGGACUCCUUACUUUUCGCGAAGCAGAGGCUGUGGGGCCACAAGGUCACGUUGUAGGAGUCGAUGUCACGCCUAGUAUGCUUGCGGUCGCUACGCAUCGAAAGACGCAAGGGGGGGAUAAAUAUGCAAAUACUACCUUUCUCAAGGGCGACGUGUUACACUUGGAUGAGACGGAAGAAUUAAAGGGGAAACAAUUCGACGUCAUCACAGUAGCUUCUGCGCUUGUCUUGUUUCCUGACCCCAAGGCUGCUAUGGAGCACUGGACGGAGUUUCUGAAGCCUGGGGGUGUCAUGGCAGUGGAUGCGACGCAUCCGAGGAAUUUAGUGUCAGGCAUGGUUCUCGAGAGGGUGGCGCGCAGACUGCAGUUGCCGAUCCCAUAUAACCGCUCGUGGAGCAAAUCAGAGGACACUCUGAGGAAGACAAUGGAGUCAGCUGGUCUAGAGGUGGAGCAGGUAUUUACAGUCGAGAACCAAGCCGGGUACGGCCGACGCUCGUAUGAAAUGGAGCAAUGGGACGACUUUUUUGUCGAAAAUGUAAUUGUCAAGGACGUUGCCAGGACGUUUGCGAAUAACGACAUCAGGAGAAAAGCACAAGGGCUUUACAAAGAAGAGUGGGAGAAGCUGGCGAUAGACGGCAAGGUCGAAGAGGUGGACUCGGUGUUUCUGGGUAUAGCGCGGAGACCUGCCGACGGAUCUCGAUAUGUCGCACAAACAAUUAAAGACGACGUCGUCUUCUCAGGUGGGUGCCGGUGCGGUGGUGUACAAUACACAUCGAGCGCGGCGCCUUCGGGCAUCAUCAUAUGCCACUGCCGAGCGUGCCAGCAGCUGUCAGGCUCUGGAUUUCUCGCGUUUACACGAGUAUCGUUGAAAGAGGUUAGGUUCAAUCAGGCGAGCACACGCACGAGUCUACAACUUUCUAGCGUUGCCGAACGAACCUUUUGCUCGGGGUGUGGGGCACCGAUAUCCAUGACAUAUUCUUCAGACCCUGAAUGGCUCUAUCUGUGCAUGGCCACGGUCGAUCUGGAAAGCCUAAAGACGGAGACGACGCCAAAGGUGAUCAAGCACAUCUUCCUGCGGGAGAAGGCGCCUUGGGUGGUGCUGCCAGAAGACGGGACCGAGCGUUGGGGCACGUCAGAGGUAGCACACUAUCUGAACCAGAAGUCGUAG